This is a messenger RNA of Phytophthora nicotianae INRA-310, 609 nucleotides long. RefSeq lists its product as hypothetical. NCBI's taxonomy places the organism in Eukaryota, Oomycota, Peronosporomycetes, Peronosporales, Peronosporaceae. Bases 1 to 609 code for a protein of 202 amino acids. The record is from RefSeq and is a predicted model, not a curated record. The transcript is spliced from 5 exons.
AUGACGCCGACGUCACACCACGAGACCUGUCCUUCCGGUCUGUCUGGUAAGAGCUCGAGGCUCAAGGAUGGACGUAUAAGCGCCCACCAAGGCGCAGGCCGUACGACUGAUACCGCUAUAUCCGUCCCUGCUGCGCGUGAAAGAGUCGAUUACUUCUUGGUGACGAAGGGGUGCUUGCGUUUUACGCGAACAUGCGUACUUGAACGGGAACUCUUCAACCGGUCAGUGUCGAUCAAAUUAGUGGGCGGUGAUUCUGGAUCGGAGGACGAAGUGGCGGUCGACGAUGCUUCUGCCGAUUCAGCGGAUGAUGCAAGUGACUAUGAAUUUGUUGUAAUUGAAGACGUGGACGACUCUCUCAACAACGUUGUAGAAGGAGCUGAUGAUGCGGAUUGUAGUUCCAUGGAAUCUGGAGACGAUACCGAGAAAGACGACCUGGAUACCGGUGAAGACAUUGGCGGCUGGCGCGAGGGCCCUUAUGGGUCUAAGAAUGUGAACGAACCUGAGGAUACGGAAACUGAUAUAGCAGAUGUUAUGCAUUUUGCCACACGCUUCCUUAAUAGUUAUCAUAACGAAGAUCAAGUUCUUGCUGAAGCGCAGUGUGAUACGUGA